CCGCGAUUUCCGAAAGUUAAAUUUGUUUCAUAAAAAACGAUACAAAAACACGAUUUAUUUAAAACUGUUUUGAUAAAUUCUCGAUUUAAGCAGCUCAAUACUAGCUCUUUAGCCACCAUAGGUUUAACUUCCACAAUUCCAGUGCCAUGGCUGACUUCGAGAAACUGCAGCAAGAAACUAGAUCCCAGAUUGAAAAACUCCGACAGAGCCAAAGCAGGUGUCGUCACAUGGUCGAAAAGGUCAAAGAAAAGGAAAACGUUCAAGGUCGAGGUUCAAAAAGACACCUUGAAGACGAUGAUGAGCGAGCAGCAAAGGUCAAAAGGAGAUCUUGUGAAGACCAAGUGACGGCUAGUGUUAUACUGCCCUCUAGUGCUAACGCAAGGAAACAGCUGAAGAGACGGAGUAGAUCUCGUAGCGGCUUGCGGUUACGAGAGUUGAAUGCGUCGCUCAAGAAGUACAGUCCUGUUCUUGGUGUGAAGAACAAAAAAACAUUCACCAGCACUCCUGUGGGAACGCCGCAGAAAGUUAAGAAAGUUGGAAACCAUACCCCGAAGUCAAUUCUCAAACGGCGCCAACUUAUUGAAAGAAAUGUGAAAGUCAAAUCUAAGCUGAGAGAUACAAGUUUGGCUGCUUCUCCCAACAUGAAUGAGAGCAAGAGCCUGAAUUUUUCUUACUCGACCACAGGGAGUCCCAGCCAAGUUACGAGCCACCGAUACAACACCAGGCAUUCCUCAACCGCCAGAUCACAUGAUAGGUCAGGUGGUAUCCAAGAUGUUUCGACUGCGGAGGAGUUGAUGGAUGACCCAGGGAAUCAGAGACGGCCUCUCGUCCACAAGAGGGAUUCUACUAAGAGAUCAAUACUCUGUGAGCCACUCACUAGAAAGCCAGCUAACAGGGUCACUUUCAAUGAGUCACUCUCCAGGACAUACUCCAACCUGUAUGAUGAAGAUAACCCCCAAGGCCGACCUCCCCUACUUGGAUAUGAUUGGAUAGCUGGUAACCUUGACAACGACCAAUCAGUUGUCAACAAGCCGGAUGAAUACUUUGAAGAAUUGAGGCAGUUCCGUCAAACAAAUAAACAGGAUUGUGUGUCGAAGCCAGAAUUCCCUGCGAGGAAGCUAUCAGACUCCAAUGGGCCUGCCUCUCCUGACGUACAGGAUCCAAGUCACACUUGUAUUCACACGUAUGUUGUCGACAAGCGUCUCUUCACCGUCCCAAUCAACAAACGAGAUGACGGAAGCAGCUACUGUCCCAUCUGCCGGAAACCAAGAUCCGAACCCACAGCGGCAGAUCCUGGAUUUGUCCGAAUCAGCCUCCCUAAAUCAGCUCUUCGAGAUAAUGAUUAUAAAGUGAAGCCCCAUCGUAGACGGAGUUAUGAUCCAUCAGAUUCAUGUGCCCUGUCAGAGCAUUGCCUGGCUGGUUGGCAGAGUGCGAAACCAGCGACCAUCAAGGCUGCGUCAAACAUGGACUUGAUGUAUGCUUCCAAAGGUAUCAAGGGACAGCUAGCUACUACCCAAAGUGAAGUCGAAAAGAUUGUUCGAGAACAAAAAGAUGCCUACCAUAUCCCAGAACCCCUCAAGAAGUCCCAGCUCCAGGUGUACGAAUUACGUGAGAGAAGAGCUAAUCUUGCAAAUCCGAUGAAAUCGCGUCGCGAAAAGACGGAUGAACUGUUGAAGACGUCACAUGCUCUGAGGCAUCAUCUGCAGGUCCUGGACAGGAAACAGAAUCCAUCAGAACUUGCAGCAAACUCCACUCAGUAUCCUGUGUUGUGAAAACCUGGGUGGAGGGUGUUUACGAAUGUGUUUGGAGGGAAAUGAGGAGUUUCAUUGCAAAACGUGAUACAUCAAAUCCAAAUUGGUUGUGAUCAUGUGUUUUGGCUUCUCUCUAUUUUGUCCACGACAUGCAUGUGAUUAAUCUCUGCUACUGUAUAUUGUAUAUGUUUGCUGGUCCAAACAUAAUAUGUAAUUAAUAUUGGAUAGAUUCAAGCACUAUGUGAAAUUGUUUGAUUGUACCAGUCUGAUUGUACAGAACAGAAUAUAUGCCGGUAUAUUUUUAG
Molecule: messenger RNA, 2056 nt
Organism: Lineus longissimus
Lineage: Eukaryota; Metazoa; Nemertea; Pilidiophora; Heteronemertea; Lineidae
Exons: 7
Coding region: 147-1772 (541 amino acids)
Biological process (GO): negative regulation of G2/M transition of mitotic cell cycle; negative regulation of cell migration
Source: RefSeq, a predicted model, not a curated record